Leopardus geoffroyi (Geoffroy's cat) is the source of this 9388-nucleotide messenger RNA. It is a transcript of the gene CD109, whose product is annotated as CD109 molecule. Bases 430 to 4770 code for a protein of 1446 amino acids. The record is from RefSeq and is a predicted model, not a curated record. Gene Ontology annotation, molecular function: endopeptidase inhibitor activity. The transcript is spliced from 33 exons. Gene Ontology annotation, cellular component: extracellular region. NCBI's taxonomy places the organism in Eukaryota, Metazoa, Chordata, Mammalia, Carnivora, Felidae.
CUCUGAAUUUCUCCUCACAAGGAUGGGCCUGUUUAUUCACUCUGGGCAUCGUUGGUAGAGCGCUAGUGUAAACAGCCCGAGGAACCCGGUGGGCUGGGGAAGCGGGCGCCCUGUGUUCUCCGCGGGGAGCAGGGAUGCUGGGGGCCAGGUGGGGCUGACCGCAUUUAGAGACCGCUUUCGGACCCCCCCUGGGUUUGCGAUGCCUGCCGGAGCAGCCAGAAGCGCCAUUGUGAUGCCGGUGGGAGGGGUGGAGCCACCAAGUCCCGUCUCAAUUUAGACUUCUCACUCCGCUUCUAGGCGCGCCCAUUUCAGAUUGCUAAACUCCAGAGUCAGGGGAAAAAAAAAGCGGGGAGGAGGUGGAAAGCCACACCCCGCGGCGCCCGCGAAUUUCCCCAGGAGCCGACGGUGGCUCAGGCAGACGCGGCCGAGAUGCGGGGCCCGGGGCUCCUGACCGCCGCCCACCUCGUGUGCGUGUGGACCGUGGUACUGGCCGCGGCCCCCGGGCCUAGGUUUCUGGUGACAGCCCCAGGGGUCAUUAGGCCUGGAGGAAAUGUGACUGUUGGGGUAGAGCUUCUGGAACACAGCCCCUCCCAGGUCACUGUGAAGGCUGAGGUCAUCAAGAUGGCAGCCAAUCUCACGGUCUCUGUCCUGGAAGCAGAGGGAGUCUUUGAAAAAGGCUCUUUCAAGACACUUACUCUUCCAUCACUACCUCUGAACAGUGCAGAUGGGAUUUAUGAGCUACGUGUAACUGGACGUGCCCAGGAUGAGAUCUUAUUCUCUAAUAGUACGCGCUUAUCAUUUGAGACCAAGAGAAUGACUGUCUUCAUUCAAACAGACAAGUCCCUGUACAAGCCGAAGCAGGAAGUGAAGUUUCGUGUCAUUACACUCUUCUCAGAUUUUAAACCUUAUAAAACUUCUUUAAACAUUCUAAUUAAGGACCCCAAGUCCAAUUUGAUCCAACAGUGGUUGUCAGAACAAAGUGAUCUUGGCAUCGUUUCCAAAACUUUUCAAUUAUCUUCCCAUCCAAUACUUGGUGACUGGUCCAUUCAAGUUCAAGUGAAUGACCAGACAUAUUAUCAAUCAUUUCAGGUUUCAGAAUAUGUAUUACCAAAAUUUGAAGUUACUUUGCAGACACCAUUAUACUGUUCUUUGAAUUCUAAGAGCUUAAAUGGUACUGUCACAGCAAAGUAUACAUACGGGAAGCCAGUGAAAGGAGAUGUAACACUUACAUUUUUACCUUUAUCCUUUUGGGGCAGGAAGAAAAAUAUUACGAAAAAUUUUAAGAUAAAUGGAUCUGCAAACUUCUCUUUUAAUGAUGAAGAAAUGAAGAAAGUAAUGGAUUUUUCAGAAGGGUUUUCUGAAUACAUGUAUCUGUCUUCCCCUGGGCCGGUGGAAAUUUUAGCCACAGUGACAGAAUCACUUACAGGUAUCUCAAGAAAUGCAAGCUCUAAUGUAUUUUUCAAGCAACAUGAUUACAUCAUUGAGUUUUUUGAUUAUGCUACUGUCUUGAAGCCAUCUCUGAACUUUACAGCCACUGUGAAGGUAACCCGUGCUGAUGGCAAUCGACUGACUUUUGAAGAAAGAAGAAAUAAUGUAGUUAUAACAGUGACACAGAAAAACUCUUCCGAGUACUGGAGCAGAUGGGGCAGCAGGAACCAGGAACUAGAAGCUGUCCAGAUCAUAAAUUAUACUGUCCCUCAAAAUGGAAUCUUUAAAAUUGAAUUCCCAAUCCUGGAUGAUUCCAAUGAGCUACAGUUGGAGGCCUCUUUUCUUAACAGUGUGAGUAGCAUGGCAGUUCAUGGUAUGUUUAAGUCUCCCAGUAAAGCAUACAUCCAGCUAAAAACGAGAGAUGAAAAUAUAAAGGUGGGAUCACCUUUUGAGUUGAUGGUUAGUGGCAACAAGCCACUAAGGAAGGAGUUAAGCUAUAUGGUAAUAUCCAGGGGACAGUUGGUGGCUGUAGGCAAGCAAAAUUCAACAGCCUUCUCUUUAACACCAGAAAAUUCUUGGGCUCCAAAAGCCUGUAUUAUUGUGUAUUAUAUUGAAGAUGAUGGAGAAAUUAUAAAUGAUGUCCUAAAAAUUCCUGUUCAGCUUGUUUUUAAAAAUAAGAUAAAGCUGUUUUGGAAUAAAACUCAUGCUGCACCAUCUGAGAAAGUCUCUCUUAGGAUCUCUGUGACACAGCCAGACUCGAUAGUUGGGGUUGUGGCUGUUGACAAAAGCGUGAAUCUGAUGAAUGCCUCUAAUGAUAUUACAAUGGAAAAUGUGGUCCAUGAGUUGGAGCUCUAUAACACAGGGUAUUAUUUAGGCAUGUUCAUGAAUUCUUUUGCAGUUUUUCAGGAAUGUGGCCUCUGGGUAUUGACAGAUGCAAACCUUAUGAAAGAUUACAUUGAUGGUGUUUAUGACAGCAUCGAACUUGCCGAGAGGUUUGUGGAGGAAAAUGAAGGAUACUUGGUAGAUUUCCAUGACUUCUCUUCGGUUAGCGAUCCACGUGUCAGAAAGCAUUUUCCAGAGACUUGGAUUUGGCUAGACAUCAACAUGGGUUCCAAGAUUUACCAAGACUUUGAAGUUACCGUGCCUGAUUCUAUCACUUCUUGGGUGGCUACCGCAUUUGUGAUCUCUGAGGACUUAGGUCUUGGACUAACCAGGACUCCAGUGGAGCUACAAGCCUUCCAGCCAUUUUUCAUUUUUUUGAAUCUUCCCUACUCUGUUAUCAGAGGUGAAGAAUUUGCUUUGGAAGUAACCAUAUUCAAUUAUUUGAAAGAUGCCACUGAGGUUCAAGUAAUCAUUGAGAAAAGUGACAAAUUUGAUAUUCUAAUGGCUUUAAAUGAAAUAAAUGCGACCGGACACCAGCAGACCAUUCUGGUUCCCAGUGAGGAUGGGGCAACUGUUGUUUUCCCAGUCAAGCCAACACACCUGGGGGAAAUUCCAAUCACAGUCACGGCCAUUUCACCUGCUGCUUCUGAUGCUGUCACCCAGAGGAUUUUAGUAAAGGCUGAAGGAAUAGAAAAAUUGUAUUCACAAUCCAUCUUGUUAGACUUGGCUGUCCACAAAUUACAAACUCCCCUGAAAACUUUGAGUUUCUCAUUUCCUCCCAACACAGUGAGUGGUAGUGAAAGAGUUCAGAUCACUGCAAUUGGGGAUAUCCUUGGUUCUUCCAUCAAUGGCUUAGCCUCAUUGAUUCGGAUGCCUUAUGGCUGUGGUGAACAGAAUAUGAUAAAUUUUGCUCCAAAUAUUUAUGUUUUGGAUUACCUAACUAAAAAGAAACAACUGACAGAAAACUUAAAAGAAAAAGCCCUUUCAUUUAUGAGGCAAGGUUAUCAGAGAGAACUUCUCUAUCAGAGGGAAGAUGGCUCUUUCAGUGCUUUUGGGAAUGAUGACCCUUCUGGUAGUACUUGGUUGUCAGCUUUUGUUUUAAGAUGUUUCCUUGAAGCUGAUCCUUACAUAGAUAUUGAUGAGAAUGUGUUACACAGAACAUAUACUUGGCUCAAAGGACGUCAGAAAUCCAAUGGUGAAUUUUGGGAGCCAGGAAGAGUGAUCCAUAGUGAGCUUCAAGGUGGCAAUAAAAGUCCAGUGACACUUACAGCUUAUAUUGUGACUUCUCUCCUGGGCUAUAAAAAAUAUCAGCCUAAUAUUGAUAUACAAGAGUCUAUCAACUUUUUGGAGUCUGAAUUUAAUAGAGGAAUUUCAGACAAUUAUACUUUAGCUCUUAUAACUUAUGCACUGUCAUCUGUGGGGAGCCCUAAAGCCAAGGAAGCUUUGAAUAUGCUGACUUGGAGAGCAGAACAAGAAGGAGGCAUGCAAUUCUGGGUGUCUUCAGAGUCUAAACUUUCUGAAUCCUGGCAGCCACGCUCCCUGGAUAUUGAAAUUGCAGCCUAUGCGCUACUUUCACACUUCCUGCAAUAUCAGGUUUCUGAGGGAAUCCCGAUUAUGAGGUGGCUAAGCAGGCAAAGGAAUAGCUUGGGAGGUUUUGCAUCUACCCAGGACACCAUUGUGGCCUUGAAGGCCCUAUCUGAAUUUGCAGCUCUAAUGAACACAGAAAGUACAAACGUCCAAGUGACUGUGAUGGGGCCCAGUUCACCAAGUCCUAUAAAGUUUCAGAUUGACAGACAGAACCGCUUUCUUCUCCAGAUGGCAGAGCUUUCAGUGGUACAGCCAACUGCAGUUAAUAUUUCCGCAAGUGGUUUUGGAUUUGCGAUUUGUCAGCUCAAUGUUAUUUAUAAUGUGAAAGAUUCGGGUUCCUCCAGAAGACGAAGAUCUGUUCAAGACCAAGAAGCCUUUGAUUUAGAUGUUGCUGUCAAAGACAAUAAGGAUGAUAUAAAUCACUUGAAUUUGAAUGUGUGUACAAGGUUUUUGGGCCCAGCUAGAAGUGGCAUGGCCCUUAUGGAAGUGAACCUGCUCAGUGGUUUUACCGUGCCUUCAGAUGCAAUUCCUCUGAGUGAGACGGUGAAGAAAGUGGAACACGAUCAUGGAAAACUCAACCUAUAUUUAGAUUCUGUAAAUGAAACCCAGUUUUGUGUUGAUAUUCCUGCUGUGAGAAACUUUAAAGUUUCAAAUACACAAGAUGCUUUGGUGUCCAUAGUGGAUUACUAUGAACCAAGGAGACGAGCGGUGAGGAGUUACAACUCUGAAGUGAAGCUGUCUUCUUGUGACCUCUGUGGGGACAUUCGCGGAUGCGGUCCUUGUGAGAGCGGAGCUGCGGCCUCCCUUUGUCGCCCUUCAGAAAUUUUUGUGCUCUGUCUCACGCUUCUGUUUUCUUUGUACCAGUGGCUGUGAUUUGUUCUUUAAGGACUCCAUGUAACAUUGACAUUUCCAAUCACAUAUGAUUGUCUUGUUUUCGUGAUCAAGUAUUGCUUCUGACUAUUUUUGAAAAAUAAUUUUUUCUUUUUAUGGGGUUGGGGGGGAUGGUGCACAGUAGGUCCUAGUAUGUAUAGCUGCACAGACGUCUUCAUUUGACUUCUGUGUAGAACAAAAAAUCAGAGUUAUUGCAGUUGUAUGUCUUUAUUUCCCCCUCUUAAAAAUAGUUAAGGAGGUUUUCAUGGAGGUGUUGUCUUCUCCAGAAUAAAUGUGUUAUUUUAGAUUAUUCUUUUAUUUUCUAGAAGAAAUGCUAGGUUCUUAAGCAUUAUUGUACACCAGUGUUGGCUUUUGCAUUAAAGACAGAUGCCUGGGAACUGGGAGAAAACAACCAGAAAGAGGAGCUUUCUCUGUUCCCGUCCAGCAUCCACUCUACCCUCUGCCCACUCCACCCCCAGUGGUCCCGGUAUAUCCUUUUUGAUUGGAUAUCACUUCUUUCUUUUUAAAAUGUAGGGGGCAGAAUUUUUCUUUUUAAGAAAAGUGAUGUUUUUUCACUCCAGUUGUAAUCUCAUCCCCCAACCUUUACCCUUCCUUUUUUUCUUCUGGAGAGAAGGAGAGAGAGAAUGUGUUUUCGUGUGCUUUGCAGUCUGGUUCAGAGCUUGAGGAGUGUACAGAAACUGCUCCAAGGGGUUCUGGGUGCACUGCCCUCCCUCUCACUUCCUCAGCCUCCCACACUGGGUCUGUUUCAGGGAUGAGAGUCAGAGGGCAUAGCAGUAUGUGCCCUCGGUGAUCUAGACUAGAAGAUCCUAGCUAGAAGACAUAGCUCUGUUAGUAAUGGGGCAUAAUUAGCCAGGGUACAACAAGAUCCUGUAUGAGACGCAGCAGGCUGGCCUCCCUGUGGUCUGGGAAAGAAGCUGGGGCUUGACAAAGGACAAGAGAGGUGAACAUGACUGUUGACCUCAAGUAUGGUCAGGUGUUGCCCAGGGUCCUGUAGAAGCUCUUCUAGAUUCAGGUGUCUGAGUGUCAGAUGGCCAGCUGUCUAGUGACGUGUAAUGUUUAUGUGAAUCUUUAAGAUUUUUGAACUUUGAGCGCCUGGAUAAUUGAUUACCCUGUAUUCUGAAAGAUAAUAUUCAUUUAUCUGGGUGAAAAUUUUAAAGAAAAUUUCUUUCUUUCCACCUCCCUCCUUUUUUUCCUUUCUUUUUUUUUUUCUUUUUCUCCUUUCUCGCUUCCUUCUUUCUUCCUUUCCUUCCUUCUUCCUUUCAUUUUUCCUUCUAAAUAUAUUGAAAUAUUUUAGAUAUAUAUAAAAAAUAAAGAUCUCUUCUAAAUCUAAGAAAUGGUUUACUUUUGCUCCUUAAUUCCAUGGCAUUUCUCUCAAGUGAACCUGAGAAAAAUAAUUGCCAUGGGCUUCAAAAGUCUGCAUUACAACAUUUUCAACUGUCUAAAAAUAAAUCCAUCGAAAAUAAAGUAAGCAAAUGUAUCUUUUAAAGUUAAUUUUUCAAACUUUUUUUUAUCUUAGUGAAUUUUAAGAAAUUGUGGUCGGUGUUCAAGAAAUUAUAGGGGAGUGGAUGUUCAUAUAUUCCUUUUGGAUAUUUUGGAUACAAAGGUAGGAGUUACCAAAAUUCACUGUUUUGAAGCUUAAAACUUAUAUGUAGAAAAUAGAUCCUCAGAGAGUGGUCUAUGGAGAGGGUGGAAGUUAAAUAUCAAAUAAAUAAUCUUCUUGUAUUUCCUUUUAAAUGGAUAAAAGCUUGUAGUUCUGUUACACCUUUGAAACAGUCUGAUCUAAAAAAGACAUUUGUUAUGUUUGGGCCUUCCUGUAUGGUGUUUUCUGUCUUUAUAUCCUAGGACACCUUUAAAGAUGACAGUAUCUUCUGAAGAGGUUGGGGGAGGGUGUUGGCAAAGGAUAUCCUCCUCCCUUGCCUUGCCCAGGACUCUUAUACUGACCACCGGUACCUUAUAUUCUUCAGUAAAUAAGUUAUACUGAACUUCUAGUAUAGUAUAUUGGGAAAGACUAGAAUGGAAAGGCCAAUGGAAGACAGUUUGUAUCUUUUUUAGGCCACAUUUCCUCAUUUAAAAACUAGAACUUGAAUACUUUUUUUGUGAAGCACUUCAGAUUUUCAGAUUAAGAAGUCAUCUUGUAACUGUUGUUGUAAUGCAUCUCUUUUAUUAUAAAUUUAUUAAAAGUGAAGGAGGAGAAUGAGUAGGAGGAGGAGAAAGUCAGCUGUGCUUCUUGGGGCAUGGAGCUGUGGUAAUGCCUUGUCUCCAUCCUCCUUCAUAUCUUUUUUAGAGAACUGACUUUGUUACAAGCAGUGGGGUUGGAUUAAAAGUGAUUAAAAAGCCACAGGCGUAAGGGAAAAGGAGGACCUGUAGUAGUAAUAAUUAAAUGUAUAGACUAUUUUCUUUUCUUCAUAUGCUAUGAAGAAUAAUAUUUAAAAAACCUCAUUUUACCUUUAAGUUUGCUUAUGGUGAGCUUCUUCCAUUUAGAAUGCCAUCAAUUACAUUUCCUAAUAAGAACUAAUUUAAAAUUGCCCCUUCUCUUUCACUGAGGGGGAACCUUAUUAUGACAGCGGCAUAGGUCACUUUCAGUUUUGACUGACCAGUGGUUCCAGAGACUGAAUAACUAGUAGCCAAACAAUUUAAAGGCAGAACAACACUUUUAUAUUGGGUCUUAUCAUUCUGUCACCUUUAGUUAUAAUUCUAAAAAGAAAUUAAGGCAACUAAUAAUUUGUUUGCUAUAUCGAUGAGUUCAGAAAAAAAUGCCUGGUCAACAAAAUGCUUUUUUUUUUUUUAAUUGUUCUAUUAUACUUUAUGUUUUUCAAAAUACUUUGACAAUCGUAUAUUUGGUUUAGUAUUUUGGGUAUAGUAUAAUCUGAGGAGUGUUGUGCUUAUAUAAAAUCCAGAUAUACAUCUAUUACCUAACAACUUGUUACUUAAAUAUGCAAUAUCAUAUCCUACAUGUGGGGAUUUUCAGAAUUAUAGAUAGCAUAAUUCUCCCUGCUCCCCCUCUUUUGAACCUGGGUAUAGUUAUUUUUUAAAUUAUAUUUAGCCUUAAUUUCUGUUUAUGUAAAAUAUAGUUAUAAAUAGUCUGGCAAUAUAAUACCAAUUAUCUUUGAUAUAAUUCAAUUAUUUAAGUCAACAUUUCUGGCUGUCCUAUGACAUUUAAAUAAAAUUGGAGCUACCAUUUUUUUUUUUUUUGGUCAUUUUUAGAACAAGCUAUUUUAUUAACCUGCUAGCAUAUAAUCUGGAAUUUUUUGUAAUAGCCUUAUUUUUUUCUCAUUUGCUUUAUUGAAGUUUAAUACUGAUUUCUAUAGAAAUAUAUUGUAAAUACCUCCUUUCUUAACAUAAAGACAGUACUUAUUUUGAGUUUGCCACGUGGCUACUAUGGGUCCAGUUGCCACUAUAUAUUCUUGGAGGCAUCAUUUUCUUGCACAUUAGAAGUCUGAGACACUUAUAGUAAGUGGACUUGCUCCUGGGUCAGCUUUAGAGUUUAUUCUACCCUCGGUAGAGGCUUCUGUUAGAAGAGUAUAUUCCUCAUUUUUCUUUGUUUUCAAACUCCAGUAAAGCAUAGCACUUUUAAAGGGCUUAAAAAUUUCAUAGCAUGUAUUCAAAUGAUAUUUAUGUUAAUAGUAAAUAUCUUAAGUUACAUAGGGGAUAGUUUGAGGUGCAAUUAUUUUUAUCACUACUUUAAAUAGAGGACUUUAAUCCUACUUUCUUCCAGAAACCAAGCAGUAAAUAUACAUUUUUUAAAAGAAACUUUAUUUUUUUAAAAGAAAUCUUUACCCCCAACGUGGGAUUUGCACUCAUGACCUUGAGAUCAAGACUUGCAUGCUCUACCAACUGAGCCAGCCAGGUGCCCCAGUAAAUACACAUUUUUAAGUAAGUAUGUAUUAGUGAGAGUAGGCUUGUUUCAAAACUGUCUCUAGCCUGUGAGUUGUGUUUUCGUAAGCUUCCUCAAAAGACAGUGCCACAUUGCAUCAUUCCAUAAAAUGCCAUUUCACUUCAGUUAUUGUAAUCCAGGAAGAUAGAUAUUUUGUAGACGAUGUCUGAGCUUUUCCUUUCAAAGGACACUUACACAUUCAUAUGUGGGUAUCUCUGUAGUAGGGAUGGAUGAUAUUGACACACAUGUUGCUUCAUGUUUUCAGAGUAAUUUUAUCUCAUGUUGUCAUGAGGCUACGAUUUAUAAUUCUUCUGCCUAUUGUAUUGAAUUAAUGGUAGGGGAUAGUGCCAUGUUCCACUUGUGGAUCUUUAAGGUUCAUCUUUGGUAGCUUGGGUAGAAUGUGGCUCUAUUUUGACCCUUCAAGGCUUUCUGUUUUGGAUUUUUAGGAGGGUGCAGCUGAUGUGGUAGAGUCCAUUUGUUUUCUACACAGGAAGCUUUAUAAAAUUUUAUUCAUAAGUCCCCUAUUUUAAGAAGCUCUUUUGCAUAUGAGAAUACUUUUGAAAGAAAACAUUAUUUUCCCAGAAAUCAAAGCACCAUAUGUUGAUCAAAGUGAUUCUGAAGGUUUAAAUUUUACAUGUUAGAAUGUUGUGUUAUUGUUAAUUGUAUUCUUUUAUGUAUCCAGUAGGAAAUCAUGGUUUAUCAAUAAAAAUUCCCAUCUGUUUGUUA